Vitrella brassicaformis is the source of this 1304-nucleotide messenger RNA. The record is from the annotation of a GenBank genome assembly. NCBI's taxonomy places the organism in Eukaryota, Vitrellaceae.
GUUCGAGUUCCUGCUUCUCCAGCAUCUUCGGAGGCCUUGGCUCAUCGGCAUUAGAGAUAUCGUGAAGUGAUCCAUUGGAAAUCCUGAGUCAGCAGGGAAGACGGCCCGUCUCUUCGUCCCGGUUCCGGCAGCGGCCUCCCUCGCCCUUGCCUUCGCCAAUGAGCCACAAACUGUGGCAGAAGUUCGCAGCCGAGCUUUUUGGCACGUAUGCACUGAUGCUCACCAUAGGUAAGUAAGACGGGGCAUACAGACAAGAGACUUCACCUUCAUCCUGGGUCAACUGUGUGGAUAUGCGACUGGUCAACUGCAGGGCUGAAUGCAGUCCAAGCCAAUCCAUUGGGGCCUAUCGCUGUGGGCGCCAUUUUGAUGAACAUGAUCUACAUGUUCGGCUCGGUCUCAAGUAAGCCUCACCCAAUAUGCUGCCAUCGAUAUCGCCCCUUUUCUGUUCGUGUCAGGGGCGCAAUUCAAUCCCUCGGUGACGCUGGCGUUCCUGACGCUGGGCCGGAAGCUUAUCACUGCCCACGAGGCUCUGUGGAUAUGGCUGGCAGAGUACCUCGGCGCAUCCCUCGCCGCCGUCACCUUCUACCUCCUCACACUCAAGCCCGGCUCGGUGCCUCUGUUUGAGUUCAAUGGCGCGUCCGCAUGCUUUGAGGUCAUCUGGACGGCAAUCCUUGUGCUGGUCAUCCUCAACAUCAACACGUGCCAGGCCGACUCGAAGCUCAGCGGCGGCUUCUUCAAUGGCGGUGUGAUCGCCCUCACGGUCGUGGCAGCGGCGUACUCGGCAGGUCAGUGAGAGAAAGAGUGCAUCAAUUCCUUGCCCGUGCCUUAUGGAUGUGCUUGUGGUGUGGCGCGUGCAGGCUCGAUCGCACCGGCAUAUCUGAACCCCUGUGUGACCUUCGGCAUCGCUGUGGCCCACCUGAUCGGCACCGGAGGCACUGACGCCACCGCCACGCGGCUGUUCGGCUUCAUGGCUGUGCAAUUCGCGGCUUCUAUCCUGGCGGUGUUCAUCUUCCCGUUCACCAAUGGUGCUCGCGAGCUGAAGGCAGAGCCGCUUCAGGCUGAGAAGCAAGAGAAAGAGGUCACUGGAACGGAAAAAGAGAGGUUGCUAGAAAAAGUUGUUUCUGGUUAGUAUUAGCGAGGCGACAGACAGACAGGCACGCUGGGAGAGAUACGACGGGUGAAUGAGUGUCUGACUGCAUGUGGGAGCAUGUGUAUAAUUCCGAUCGAUUCGUGUGGACCGAAAGAUGACACGUGGCGAUGAAUACAAUACAAGUGAGUGGAUGCAAACGGUAGGCAAAUAUUUU